AUUUCGUUCACUCCGCUCCUUGCGCUCGAGCUGCUCGGUGGAGGAGGACGAGCUUUGCACUUCGAUUCAAAACAUGCUGUCAGUUCGUGUUGCAGCGGCUCUUGCCCGCACUUUGCCUCGUCGGGCCGCGUUUGUUUCCAAGAAUGUAGCAGCUGCUUGCGUAGGGGCAAAGAACCUGCACACAGCAAGGCCAUGGCUGCAGAAGACUGGCACUGCUGAGGUCUCCAGCAUUCUGGAGGAGAAGAUCAUGGGUGCUGAUACCAGUGCUGAUCUUGAGGAGACCGGACGCGUGCUGUCCAUUGGUGACGGUAUUGCUCGUGUGUAUGGAUUGAGGAAUGUGCAGGCUGAAGAGAUGGUGGAGUUCUCCUCUGGCCUGAAGGGUAUGUCUCUGAACUUGGAGCCCGAUAAUGUUGGUGUUGUGGUUUUUGGUAACGAUAAGUUGAUCAAGGAAGGUGACAUCGUGAAGAGAACCGGCGCCAUUGUGGACGUGCCAGUCGGGGAGGAGCUGCUCGGCCGUGUUGUUGAUGCUUUGGGAAAUGCCAUCGAUGGCAAGGGUCCUUUGGGAUCUAAGCAGCGUCGGCGUGUUGGUCUGAAGGCUCCAGGCAUCAUCCCCCGUAUUUCCGUGAGGGAGCCCAUGCAGACUGGUAUCAAAGCUGUGGACAGUUUGGUGCCCAUCGGCCGUGGCCAGAGAGAGCUGAUCAUUGGAGACCGACAGACUGGUAAAACCGCCAUUGCCAUCGACACAAUCAUCAACCAGAAGCGAUUCAAUGACGGCACAGAUGAGAAGAAGAAGCUGUACUGUAUUUACGUGGCCAUUGGGCAGAAGCGUUCCACUGUGGCUCAGCUGGUUAAGAGGCUAACUGAUGCUGAUGCCAUGAAAUACACUAUUGUGGUGUCUGCCACAGCCUCUGAUGCUGCCCCAUUGCAGUACCUUGCACCUUAUUCAGGCUGCUCCAUGGGCGAGUACUUCAGGGACAACGGCAAGCAUGCACUCAUCAUCUAUGACGAUCUCUCCAAGCAAGCUGUGGCCUACCGUCAGAUGUCCCUGCUGCUGCGUCGUCCCCCUGGACGUGAAGCCUACCCAGGUGAUGUCUUCUACCUGCACUCUCGUCUGCUCGAGAGAGCUGCAAAGAUGAACGACAACUUUGGUGGCGGCUCACUUACUGCCCUGCCUGUGAUUGAGACUCAGGCUGGAGAUGUGUCUGCUUACAUUCCCACCAAUGUCAUCUCCAUCACUGAUGGACAGAUUUUCUUGGAGACGGAGUUGUUCUAUAAGGGUAUCCGACCUGCCAUUAACGUGGGUCUGUCAGUGUCCCGUGUGGGGUCUGCUGCCCAGACCAGGGCUAUGAAGCAGGUGGCUGGUACAAUGAAGCUGGAGUUGGCGCAGUAUCGUGAGGUUGCUGCUUUCGCCCAGUUCGGCUCUGACCUGGAUGCAGCCACCCAGCAGCUGCUCAACAGGGGCGUGCGACUUACAGAGCUACUGAAACAGGGUCAAUAUGCUCCCAUGGCCAUUGAGGAGCAGGUCGCAGUCAUCUACGCUGGUGUGAGGGGCCAUUUGGAUAAGAUGGAACCCAGCAAGAUCACGAAGUUUGAGAGAGCAUUCCUGCAUCACAUUUGCAGUCAGCACCAAGAACUGCUUGGAACCAUUAGGAAUGAUGGAAAGAUCUCUGAAGCAGCAGAUGCCAAGCUAAAGGAAAUCGUGCUUAACUUCUUGGCUAGCUUUGAGUAGUGGUUCUUCUCUUCCACCCCUCCCCCUCCAUUCUGCUCAUGUCUCAAUGUUUGCAUAUAGUGCUCCAGUUGAGUUUAUAUGGACGUCACUGUUUGGGUGGCACUUGAUCAAUGUACAUAAACCUAACAAAAUAAAGUGUUCUACACUA
Messenger RNA from Neoarius graeffei (lesser salmon catfish), 1877 nucleotides. It is a transcript of the gene atp5f1a, whose product is annotated as ATP synthase F1 subunit alpha. The record is from RefSeq and is a predicted model, not a curated record. Gene Ontology annotation, molecular function: proton-transporting ATP synthase activity, rotational mechanism; ATP binding; ADP binding. Bases 74 to 1729 code for a protein of 551 amino acids. The transcript is spliced from 11 exons. Gene Ontology annotation, biological process: proton motive force-driven ATP synthesis; proton transmembrane transport. NCBI's taxonomy places the organism in Eukaryota, Metazoa, Chordata, Actinopteri, Siluriformes, Ariidae.